UCGAAUUCAUAACAAACCAUAAUUCACAACUGUUCUUUCUAGGAAACAACGAUUUCAAUAAUUCAAAUUUCUGGAAACGGAUAAGCGGUGCAAACAAUGUCAAUAAUGCAUAUUCAUCAGUUUUUGAAAUGUUAUCAGCACAAUUCAGUCCUAUCAAUGCAUUAAGUACAUUGCUUUUACAAGAACGUGGAACAUUUCUUAUAUUUUGAAUGUAAUCGUGACUGGGAUGUUAUAAAAUUUAAAUUAUCAUUGUAAGGUAAAGAAAAAUGUAAACUAAUUUAAUUGGUUUGAUGUACUACAGAAUUCAAUGUCGUGAAUUGAAACUGUGAAUUAUAGUUCAUACGGUGCUGCUCAGUGAACCAGGAAACACGUUUUCAGAAUUGUGCAAAAGGAUGAUAUGAGCUUUCAUCUCAGUACAAUGUUCGUACAGUGUGUGAAGGCAGCGAAUAUAGUGAAGUUUUCAAGCAAUCUACUCGGUGUAUUGUGCGAAGUAAUAUAACCAAUUUGCAGCAUGAUUCAUCUUGAAUAGCCGCAGCCAAAUCAGAAACAAUGCAAGGCUUAAGAGACGAAAUGAUGGCUUGUUCCCCACGCCCCUCGUCCAUUUCGGAGGCUCCGACGACUCCCACCACUCCGACAGCCCACCCUCAUCACCACCAUCACCUUCCCUCAUCACCAACAGUUGCAUCAUCACCACCAUUAACGACGCAACCACCAGCAUCAACACUCACCUCCCUCUGUAACAUGGCUUCUGAAACGGCGUCCCUCCACCACACGGAGGGCGCUGUAUCAACCUGCACAAGCAGCGUUCACUCUUAUCACCUUCCGAGUCACUCCUUGAAACAAUCGCCGUUUGCUGUUGACAAGCAAGCGGCGUUGGCGGUAGACAAACAUUCGGCCACGGCGGUUGACAAGCAAGCGGCGUUGGCGGCUGACAAACAAGCAGCGCUCUCGAGCAAGCUGAGACUUGCCAAGAGCUUGGCAAGCACCAGCAGUGCGCUGCCCUCGCAACAAUCUUCGUUCAGCAGCUUUAGAGCGUCACUGAUGGACGACCAGGCAUGCGGUAGCGCCUUCACUUCUCCACAAUAUUCAAUGCUGACGCCAAAAUCCCUAAUUCACGGAUUCUCACGGCAAAAUUCAGACAUGGACAUCAGUAAUAGCGGUAGAUCUUCCGUAGACGGAAGCUCUAAACUCGCCCUUGACUCAGGAGAUACCGACAUUCAUGUUAUGUCGCCAUCGCUCGUCAACAGCCAAGUUUUAUCCAAAACUCGGCCGCUUUCCCCUAUUCCCGGAGACUUGAGAAGCAGCAGCGGCAUGACAAGCUCUUGCUCCUCGGAAGUCGCCAGACCCAUGGCCCAGACCAUCGCGUUCCAGACUCUGGAGUUCCAGAGGACACCCAAGCUCGACAUGAUGAGCUUAGUGUCUCGUGAUGCAGGAUCCGACCCGCGGGAGACCCUAUCGGAUUUGCACGCAGCCACACACCCAACCAUGGGACAUCCUUCGCCGUCAGCGCUGGUAGACGGUCAUCCAUUGGAUCGCUCGCACAGCAAUUCUUCUAGUGACAGGACGGGAUGGGAGCGCCGGUCUGUUCCCCAGCGCAACUCUUGGUCGCGACGGCGUCCAGCGUCGGCCAACUUCUUGCAGGAGAAGGAGGCACUCAAGGGCAGCGUGAGGGAAAUGCUCGACUCGAACGAGAGCAUGGCGAGCCUCAGCAAUGCCGACCUCGACGGCCCGCAGCAACCGCCGGUCGAGGAGCCCAAGACCGGGAGCAGAGGACGAGGUGGACGAGGGCGACGGAGGCCGCGUCUCUUCAAGUUGAAGUUCCAUCACCAAGCUUUGCCUCCCGAGUACCUCGAUCACUACGAAGCCAGUUUACGUCAGGAGCACAAACUUCCCCCACCACCUCCGCCUCCACCAAUAACCUCAUCAGUUUCCACGGAUUUAGCAGCAGCCAAAACAGCUUCGACGCCAACGUCUCGCAAUAAAGGAAAGGGAAGUCGGGGAGGGUCGAAGACUCCUCGACCGAUAACGAUUCACGAAGCUGGACAUGGGGCUACGGAAGCGCUCUUGAGAGAGCUCCUCUUGAACCGACCACAUCUCCAGCAAGCAGCUCUACACCAAGCAGCCUUAGCAAGAGCACAGUCUGUACCAUCCAUUAUGAUGGCUUCCAGGCAUGGACUUCGAGCCACUUUGGGAAGCUCUACGCCAAGUCCUGUUCCGAGUAUUUCAGAAGAAGACUCAAAUAACACUCAUAACAGGUCUCUUGACGGGACACAGAAAAGAGAUGGCAGAAGGAGCAGGCACAGCGAUGGUUUAUCUCUCGGACAAAGCCUCAUGCGAGAUGCUUCGCCGAGACUACAUGUGGCCGGAGAUAUUAGUACAUCAUUGGGUAGUCAAUACGCGGCCAUGGAUCAGGAGAGCAUGGCAAGAAGUAGAAGUUACACAUCGCUUCUUCGUGCAGCUCUUGCAGACCAAAACGAGCCUCUGAAUCUCUGUGUUAGAGAUUCAACGCUGAAACUUGACGGGGAAGCUUGCAUUGGGAGUCAUCGAGUGAAAGAAGAGCCAAUAGGCACUUAUAAUGAUAUUCUGAGGCCGCCAUCAGCAAGUAUUCGCUCCCCCGAAACUUCAGCUAGGAGGUCUAAUGAAUCCCGGACUCCUAUGUCACCCCCGCUAGAAUACGGACCUUGGGCAGCCCCUUUGGGUCAUCAUCCGCAUUGGAUGCACGACUACAGAUUGAAAACCGAAGAUGGCUUAAGCUCUGGUCAAUCGACGCCUUCUUUGUGUUCUCAAUCAUCUCAUUUACCACCAAUUUCUCCUCCCGUUUGGCCGCAUUUUUCACCACCACCGGUUGGUUCACCUCAUCCUCACUCACCCAGUCCAAUUCACAUGACUCCUCCUCACCGAAACGUUCAUUCCCUUCUGAAAGAAUCUUUGCAUCUGAGACUGGAGGAAGCUGCUCGCGAACGACUGACUCCGAGCGAAGGAUACAUGCCAUCUCCUGAUAGGAUGUCAACUGAUACUCCAACCCCUAUCCAUCUUCCUCAAUCUACCAGAGCCCCAUCGAGAAGUGGUGUUCGGAAAAAGAGAUCGUCUAUGCAUAUGCCAUCACUUGAUCCAAAUACUGAGGUUAGCAUCUGUAAAUUUAAAUUCACUGGUGGGCCAAAUCCCAUGUUGGAAGAAAAAAAAAUGGUCAGCGUUGAUUCAGCGGGAACAAUGCGAUAUUUCAACGGAGGUGAGCGCGGCAUUUCGAGAGACCAUCGGACAACAGCAUCUCAAUUACGAUUAUCAGGCAAGUUUUUAGGUCAUAUAUCCAAAAAUGAAAAAGAUAACAAGAAGAUAAGGUUGGAGUCGCAUGAGCUAGCACCUGAGUCAUUGGUGAGUCAGUCCAGCUCAAGCCUCGCUGCAAGUCACAGCUCACUGGAGCCAGCUGUGGACAGCCGGCACCAACUAAAUCAGGUCGAAGAUUCACCAAAAAGGAAACGACGUUCCAAAAAGGCAUCGGUUCGGGAGCGUUUCGAGCAAACUUUACGGGAGCGUGGGCUUCUCAUUCAAACCCAGCAAGUAGAGUCGGCUGAAGGAGCUACCUAUUGUAAAUUUCGGCAAUUAAGAAAAAUUACUCGGUACUUAUUCCGAAGUUGGAAAGAUUAUUUGCCGGGUCAAUUACCUGAGGAAGGAGCGUUGCCUGCUGAUCAGAGGUACACUCCACCGACUGCCGGAGAAGUCCAGGAGCAAGAUCCUCGUUAUGCGCCGACGCCACGAUAGGCUGUUGCCUUGAUGCGGAUGAAAACGAAGACAAAAUUCACAGUCGCUCCGAUUCUGCACUAUGGUUUAAAAUAUAUUUGUGAUUUAUAAGAUUUAAUUGAAUGAAAAUUUGUUGUUUCUAUAAAUAUUAGUUCAAUAUUCACGGCAAAAGCGGGAUAUGAUGAGAGAACCGAAUACCAAUAUUCAAUAAACGACUUUUAGAUAAACCUGACUGUAUUAGUCUAUGUCGAUACUCGGGCAACAAACGUGGGGACGUUGCAGAAUGGCUUACUUAAAAGUGCUGGUUUUCAUUUCGACAAAACUGGCAGCUUGAUGCACUGAAGUACAGUACAACAUUUCAUAAUUAAACGCGUAGCUUGCUUCGGUUAUUUUAUAUCUUUUCUUACUUUCUCUUACGUUUUGAUCUCAUGCUUUGAAGAGGAAAUGCAAAUUAUUUGUCAAUGUUGGGUACACUUAAAUUAAUAUCAGUCUAGUUAUAGCUCAUCUUAUUUUAACGUCACUUCAAUGCAAGAAAAACGUCUUCAGCUUGCAAACAUUUUUAAUAUGAGAGCUAGUAUUCGAACUCAAUUCACUUCUAUGAUAGACAUAACAUAAUAUUAAAUUCCCGUGACUCACAAUUGACUCUGAAAUAUAAAACGUUAAUUGCUCUAAACUAAAAUAAAUCUUUCGCGUGUCUGUGAGAAGACUUAUUGUGUCUGUAGGGGAGACUGUAAAGUACUAGCGAUCGUAAAAGGGACAUUACCCUCACUCAACAAGCUUUAGAUUUAAUUAUAGUUUGAUCAUUAAUGAAUAAUGCAGUGCUAAAGGUAAUCAUUAUGUAAAUGUAGGAUAUGAUGUAAAACUUGAAAUACUCUAUAUUCAUGGUAUGUAUAAAAAGGAUAUCUGCAUGUCUCGUCUAUAGAUUUGUAACCAAACUAAAACUUCCUUGUAACUUAUUAACUACUCCUUAAUAACUAAUUAUUAAUUUAUUGUUGCAAUUUAUUGUUUAGAAAACGUCGCAAAGUAAGAAUAUUUUUUGAAUAAUCCAUUUAAAAUUGAAAGUACUUGUAUACACUGAGAAGUAACAUUGGUUUUACGAUGAAGCACAACUUCUUGGCGAGUUUGUCUACCACUUUGGUCGCAACCCUUACAAAGUUUAGAGUCGCCCCAGCUUCUGGUACUCCAAAUCAGAAGCUGACGCGUCUGUAAAUUUUCACUGGGAAUGAGCAAAAUCUCUACCACAUCUUAGCUUAUUCGUUAAGAGUAGGAUACGAGGGCAUUGCUAAUCGAAAAGUUUAUAAUUAAAACUUUCUGCGACUUUAUGAAUCUUUCAAUAGAAGCUAACAAAUAUCUCGCUAUUGAUCUGAAUUAUAACCAGUUCAAAGGAGAGUACAUGGAGGAAAAUGAGAGUUUCCAUUUAUGCACAAUUUUUAGUAUGUUAUAUUCGUGAUCUUCGCUGAAUUGCAGUUAAAGCGUCGUCAGCACCCAAUGAGUAAUCUCCAAAGUGAAAUAAGCAAAACUUUAUUUUCAUGAAUAAUCCAAUACCCAAAAGCUCUUACAACGAUCGCAAAUUAAAAUAUAUUGUUAAACUUUGGUCAUACUAAUUUAAAAUAAAUGGUAAUGAGGGGGUGGGUGGAUGCCCAAUAUGGUUCGGAAUCUUGCCUCCAGUUCUGAGCGGAAUAAUUCGAUAGAGAAAAAAUUGCUGAUAGUUUCUAAUGUUUUCCUAUAAAUGCAGAUAUUUUGAAUGUGGGACGGUUUUGGCACGCAACCCUGGUUGUUGAUUACAUGGUUGAUUUAGUACAUCCAUGAUUAUUUCACUCUGACGCUAAUUUGUGAAGAAAGAAAAAAUAAAAAUAAACGAAGUUAAUAUCGA
Messenger RNA from Hyalella azteca, 5611 nucleotides. RefSeq lists its product as uncharacterized. The coding region runs from base 550 to 3759 and encodes 1069 amino acids. The record is from RefSeq and is a predicted model, not a curated record. The transcript has 4 exons. NCBI's taxonomy places the organism in Eukaryota, Metazoa, Arthropoda, Malacostraca, Amphipoda, Hyalellidae.